UUUUAGUCCUGACAGCCCUUGCGGUAGAACGUGUAAAGUGAACUUGAAAAAAUCGAUAAACGCGUAGAUGAUCAAAUUGGAUAUAGAAACCAAAUAGUGUUGGCUUAGCUGAGCAUGUGCGACGGUUUGUCGACAAGUGGGCGUAUGUUAAGGAAGGUUCAAACAGUCGAAGCAAUCAAAUAACAAUAAUAAGUGAAUAUUGAAGUACAAUAAAUUAUUCAAAGGCAAAGUUGACAGCGACAAGUGUGUUAAAGUAACGGAAAAUCGAAAAUACGAAAAUACUGUGCAAGUGUAAACAAGGAAAAUUGGAAAUAUUUAUAUGAAUUAUAUAUUUGAGAAUUGUGGCAAAGCAUACUUUUAUGCGCCCAGGCGUAUUUACCGACGUGUGAGUGUGUGUAAGUGAUUAACGUGUAAAGAGUGACCGACAAGCGCACGCAUUUAACGCCAGCGGCUUAGUGGGCUGUUGAUUUAUACGCCGUUUGUGCUUUUAUUGUGCUUUUAACGGUUUUAAUGGGCGUUGCGUGCGACGGCUGUAAAGAAAAAUCAAAAUAAGGUUGAAAGAAAAACACAAAGAAACAGAGAAUUACAGCAUUUACGGUGACAAAGUAGAAACUGCAAAGUGUAAGGCAUCGUAAACGAACUUACAAACUUGCAACCAUACAACAACAGUGACAACAACAGUGUCGAAUAUGUUGCUUUUAUCUCGCGCGUCGAUUUUUUGGCGCUCCGGCGCUUUCGUGUCGUUAAUUGGCACAAUUCUUGUUGCAUGUCUCAUGCAACUGCCCGUCAGCGCGGUAAGUGUAAUGCAUAGCACGCAACAGCAACAAAAGGGGCAGCAGCAGCAACAACAGCGUCUUGGCAACAUGUUGCGUGAUGCCGCCUUUAAUAAAAACGCUCCUAACGACCAAGUGCUUAGCGAUAAUGACGUUGCAACUGUCGACGAACUAGAUUCCGACAAUUAUAUUGGCGAUGAUUUUGCUAAUGACUUUGCCGCUGCUUCGGAGCGCUACGCCGCCAGCGCUGAGUCCUCCAGUGUUGAGCUGUUGCGCUUUGUCGACGAGCGCGACGAUGCAACGCUGGUACAUGCAACAACCACCGGUGCUGCUAGUGCGAUCUCCACCACCACCCCCAGCAUCUCAACAACUACCAUAACAGUGGCGCCACCGCAUGAGCAGAACGCUGAUGCACUGCCGCUCGCCGAGCAGGUGCAAUUACUUUCCAAGCAGUUAAACGCACUGAUGAUGCGCCGUCGUGAGGAUUACGAGCUGCUCGAGCACAAUUUGCGCAAAUCGUUGAGAAUCGGCACGACUGCGGGCGAUGUGUUGUCGGCCGGUGCUGAGGAUGCAGAUAUGCGCACCGAAUUGCAGGAUUUGCGCCGCGAAGUCGCCGCCUUGCGUGAUGGUCACCUCGGCGGCAACAAAGAGCGCCUCACCGUCGAGUGGCUGCAGCAAUCGAUCGCUGAGAUACGCAAACAACUCGUCGAACUGCAGGGACUCGCCAGCGAAGCCAGCAAAAGCAUUAGCCAUCGGUCGCAGGGCUACGAGGACAUGGCGACGGUGCGCAACGACUUCACCCAGUUGAAAUUGGAGGUGGCCGCGCUGAGGGAGCGCCAGCAGCAGAGCGAGGUAUUUGUGCAGGAGCUCCGCGAAGAAGCGUUACAGCAGGAGGAAGACUAUAAACGUUUGCUCUUGCGUGCCGCGCCGUCGCCGACGGUCGUCAAGGGAAUGCCGGCGGAGCCAGCGUUGGUGUUGGAGGAGAAGCAAAUGCAACAACAGCUACAGCAAACAGUGCAGUCGAGCGAAAUCGAUUCGGAAAAUAACGAGCUAAUCCACGACCCACUAACUGCCGAUCACAAGCGCCGCCAUUGCCGUUUCCAGCGACAACAAAUCCAUGAACUCCAACUGGCACAGCGCUCACUAAAAUCCCAAUUGAACGAACUGAAGUAUCAUCGCAUAGGCGAACGUGUACGCAACUUGGAAAUCGAACAGCAUCGUAUGGCCGAUGCCAAUUUCAAUUUGAGUCGACAAAUUGCCUCGCUCGAUAAAUUGCACACUUCAAUGCUGGAGCUGCUCGAAGAUGUCGAGAGUUUGCAAACGAAAAUGGAUAAAAGCCUACCUGAGUUGAGGCAUGAAAUUUCCAAAUUAGAAUUCACCAGCGCACAACUUACCGUGGAGGAGAGUCUGCUGCGUGAAGAGGGCAAAAAUGUGGCGCGGUCGGUGCAGGCGAUGGCGGUGAGCGUGAGCACGUUGCAGGAUGAGCGUGAUGCUAAUAAACAAAUGCAGGUGGCGGUGGCGCAGCUGCGAGGCAAGUUGGACCGACUGGAGAGCGUGUCACAGGAUAUGCAACGUGCGGUGAUGCAACAGCAGAAGCAGCGCAGUGCAGAACACAAGUUACACCACUCUCACCAAAAGCAUCACAAUCACCAACAUCGAGACACCAGCAGCAAGAAUAACAAUGACGACAAAAACAUUCCUCCGGGAACAGCAGAGGCACAUGACGCCGAAUCGCUGGUCGCUAAGCUCGAAAAUGUCGAAGAGCAAUAUGAGUCCAUAAUACAGAAUCUCCCACAGGACUGCAGCGGAGCGCCAACCGGCAGUGCGGCCGGCCUCUUUAUGAUUUCACCAGCCGGCCAGCAACAACCACGCUUGGUGCAUUGCACCGCGGACGGUUGGACCACCAUACAGCGACGUUACGACGGCAGCGCCGACUUCAAUAGGUCUUGGGCUGAUUACGCUACCGGUUUCGGACAACCAGCCGGCGAAUACUGGAUUGGCAAUGAACAGCUACAUCAUUUGACACGCAAUAAUUGCACUCAACUACUCAUACUCAUGCAGGAUAUUUACGAUAAUGUUUGGCUGGCACAAUACGAUCGCUUUUACAUUUCAUCCCGCGCCGAUGGUUAUCGCCUGAAUACCGCCGGCUACAGCGGCAAUGCCUCCGAUGCGCUCGACUAUCAACAGGGCAUGCAGUUCUCGGCGAUCGAUGUCGAUCGCGAUAUCUCACAGACGCACUGCGCCGCAAACUAUGAGGGUGGCUGGUGGUUCUCGCAUUGUCAGCACGCCAAUCUAAAUGGACGCUACAAUCUGGGUUUGACUUGGUUCGAUGCAACGCGCAACGAAUGGAUUGCCGUCAAAUCGAGUGAAAUGCUAAUUAAACGCCAAACGGCAUCAAAGUGCAGUGCCGAACCGACAGCUGCGGAAGUGACGACGACAUCAUGGCAGAUAGCGCCGGCAGCGGCGUCAACGUCGUUGUCAUCGUCGUCGUCAUCGUCAUCACCAUCGCUACCGGCAGCGCCUCCGGCUGGCCAACAACUCCUGACGGACGAAGCGCACUCGGAGGCAAUGCUUGCGGCGGCGGCGCCAGCCGCAGUGAGUAGCGCGACGCUUCGGCCAGUGCGCUCGCCGGCAACGAAAGCGUUGUAUGCUUCCGCGGCGCGUCUGUAAGGUGGUGCUCUCUGAAAUUGUUCGCACAAAAGCACCAACUAAAAUGUAGAUGAUGAUGUGCGCGCCACCAUAGUCAUGCCUGCGGCAGUUCACGUGUGCAGUGCGUUUGUUGAUAUGUAUGUAAAUAUGGUAGUGGCGGCAAUACAUAUACGUAGUAUACAUCUGUAUGUAUAUGUAUAGGUAAAUGUUUGCCGAUAACUGAUUUGAUUUUUCGAUUUAUGCGUGUGGGUAAGCAAAACAAUUGCGCUGCAGUAUAUUUAUUUAGUCCAAAGUUACUAAUUGAUUUAAGUUUUUGUAUGUAUGUGUGUGGGUGUUCGUUUGAUAUUUAGAUUAGGCAAAUAUACAUAUAAACAUGGUAUAUUUGUAAUGAUAAGUAAACUAGUGGCAAGUAGUUGCUUUUUUAAAGUAAUAUGUAAGCAGCGAGAAAGGAAGUGCAUUGAGGUAAUUGAAGUCAAAUGAUUUUUAUAUAUGAGAUACUUUUCCACUACUUUAAGCUUAGACUAAAGCUUAAUAUUAACGUUAAAAUCAAGUAUAUAUUUUUAUUUUAUAAUUAAACAAUUAAUUAAUAAUAAAUUAAAAUUCUAUUCCAGCUUACACAUUUUUUUCUUGGAGGAGUUCUAAUGCAUAUGUAUAGCUUCCAAUUUAUCACUUUAGCAAAAUUUAAUAAUUUAUAACGAUUCUUUUUCUGGACUAAUUAAGUGCCCAACUCCCCUCCUCUCUACCUCCUCUCAGAAGAUUUAAAGAGAUAUAUUUUUGAAAUUUAAAUAUUUUUAGGACUUAUAUAUAAUAUAUAUAUUAAUUAUCAAACUUAAUAUAAUUAUCAGCCGUGGAGAAUAAAUAUUAUUACUUUAUACAAGCAUAUUUUUUGUUUAAAAUUUUCAAAAUACAUUCACAACUUUCAUAUCUUAGUAAAAAUUAAAAAAAAUCUACCCACCCAAAUACACAAAGAUCGAACAGAAACACAUUCUUUACAAUGGUAAAAUAAUUCAAAAUUUCGAACAUCAAUUUUAGAUAUUAAAUAUCAAUUAUAUUGUGGAAACUGCUGUGAUGGAAAUAUGAAUUUCAACUGCACCUUUUACCACUGCAAAUGCGCUUUUUGCGAAUUAUUUUCAUAUCUGCAUUCAGAAAAGAACUUUUAGUUGAUGAUUUUUCCAAUACCAAUAAACAUUUAUGAAAUCUAGUUCUGCCUACAAACGCAUUUCUAUGAUAACCUUACUGAAAACACCAACAAAAAAAAACAAAUGCACAGAAUAUAAAACUCAUUGCGCCGAUUAAUUACAGCAACAAUGCUGCAAAUGUUUAUGCAAUUUUACAGAUAUAAUAAUAGAUUCAAAAUUGGCAGCAGAUAAAAUUGUUUACACUUUUUAUACUCUCGCAACCUGUUGCUACAGAGAUAAUAGUUUUGU
Bactrocera oleae (olive fruit fly) is the source of this 4849-nucleotide messenger RNA. RefSeq names its product scabrous (gene sca). The record is from RefSeq and is a predicted model, not a curated record. Lineage: Eukaryota; Metazoa; Arthropoda; Insecta; Diptera; Tephritidae.